AUGCUGAACGACGAAUCGCCAGAGAUUGUGGCAAUGCUCGGCAAGCAGCUCGGGUUGCUGGCGUGCAUGUGCGGCAACACGCUCAGCAGGCCCCCGCAUCGCAAACCCAUCGUGCCCGAGGAUUUUGAACAGGAGGGCAAUCUGGCGUGCCACCACACCGAGCUGGAUUCUGUGCCCGCCGGCGCCUUCCAGGACCUGCUGGAGCAGAUCAACCUCCGCUGCUGCGUCUGCGACCAGUCGCUGGCACCGGCCGGCCAAGCCGAGGAGGGUCCAUCAGCCAGCAAGAAGCGGAGGCUGGCGAUCGACGACGACAAAGAGGGAAGCGGAGACGAGGCCAAGACUGCUGAACGGUCCUCCAUCGCGCCAUGGGCACCAUUCCUCGCGUUCCUCCAGAGCCAGUCCGCCGACGAGGGCCAGCGCGUCGAGUUUGCCCGCAGCCUGCGCCGCAUCGUGGCGCAUAUGCCAGCGGAUGAACUUGUGGAGAACGGACCGGCGAGCCUCAAGGGCUGCUUGCGCCUGGUGUUCGACCCCGCCUACCACAUCCGGCUGGCGAUCGGCGAGGCCCUGCCCCAUUUCGUCGGCGAGCGCGGCCUCUCGUCGGUGCUCGAUGCCAACGCAAACGCUCCCGCCACGCUCGAGAAACUGAUCGCCGACCUCAAGGCAGCUGUCGACGACGAGAGCGACACGAACAGCCUUCAGGAGACAUCGCUGAUCGCGCUGGGGUCUCUCUGCACCGUGCUGCAGGGGCGGUUUCUGGUGGAGGUGAUCCUCUCGCUACUGGGCAAGCUGGCUCACCCCAACCUCGGCCUGCGCGCUCUGGUCCACGAACAGAUCGGCAAGGUCAGUGCGAGCAAGCAGGUGCCCUUCGCCAAGCUGAUUGAGAUGCAUAAGCACGAGAUCUACCCGAUCAUCAUCGAGAGCCUGCUCACGGCGCCCGAGCUCGUCGAGGAGAUGAGCGGCGCUAUCUUCGACAUGGACACGCAACACCUACUGCACCACGCGCUGCCCUUCACCCUGCCGCGGAUCGUCAUGCAGCAGUCGGUGGCUUUGUUCAAGGAGCUGGCGCGACGGCUGCGCGUGUCGGUGCCGCAGCUCCUGGUGCCGAAUUUCCACCACAUCUUCUGCUACCUGCUGGUCGAGGGCACCCACAAGCAGCUGGACGAGAGCUUCCGCUUCUUCGCCCAGCUCAUGCCCCAGUGGUCCAAUCCGGGGAUCCUGCUCAAGUCGUGCGUCAACAAGCUGCUGGACCAGCUCACACUGCUGCUGGCCGACCCCGACAAGCGACCGAAAGUCGAGGCCGCCUUCGUCACGGUGUCGCGCCUGCUUCCGCCGCAGGAAGGGGCCGACGACCGAGUCGAGAUCGUGGGCGAUUCGGCUACGACCAUCUCCAACUUACUGCGGCCGUUCUUCCUCGGCAUCAUGGACUACCUGUCCGUGCUACUGCACAAGGGCCGAAGCCAGAGCGCGCAGCCCGACAACGACGAAAUGGACCGCGUGCUGCGCAGCCUCUCGGUGCUGAUCAGGCUCAUCGGGCCGCAUCUCAACAACUUUCGGCCCAAGGUCAUGGCGACACUGCGUCUCGUGCUCAAGUUCCCACAUCUCGUCGCUCCGGCGUGCGACGUCUUUCUCGACUUCAUCACUCGCUUGGACGUCGGCCAGCUGGGACCCAUCCUGUCGCAGAUCGUGGUCGACCUGCUGCCCUACGUGGCCUCAGCCACGCCGCAGGUCAUCCGCAUCUUCGAGUACCUGAUCAUCGACAACAAGGCCGCGCUGCAGCCGCACUUCCACAAGAUCCUCUUCCUGCCCGACCUGCCGCCGCUAGCGCGCGUGCGCCGAGAGCUCGAAGAUCAGCAGUCCAAAGACUUCAAGGACCAACUCGAGCAGCUGCUGGCCGAAGGCAUCAACCAUGAGAGUCUCGACGUUCAACUUCUCGCUGUCGACAAACUGCAGAAGGUUCUUGCCGAGUGCAGGUACGCCAGCCCAACCCCCGACCACCACGGAUACAGAGCCAUUUACGUUUUUGGUGCCUUAGGGAGGAGGUGUCUGCUGCGAUUAUGGCCGAGACUGUGA
Acanthamoeba castellanii str. Neff is the source of this 2070-nucleotide messenger RNA. RefSeq lists its product as uncharacterized. Gene Ontology annotation, biological process: DNA damage checkpoint signaling; protein phosphorylation; telomere maintenance. Gene Ontology annotation, molecular function: protein serine/threonine kinase activity. Gene Ontology annotation, cellular component: nucleus. The transcript has a single exon. Bases 1 to 2070 code for a protein of 689 amino acids. NCBI's taxonomy places the organism in Eukaryota, Discosea, Longamoebia, Acanthamoebidae. The record is from RefSeq and is a predicted model, not a curated record.